GGGCGCUGUUAAUGCGACUUAGUGUGAGCCAAUAAGCGGCGAGGCAACGAACACGAAGUCAGCGAUUGGGCAGUUUAAAAAGCACCGCCAUUACAGUUUUACUGCACAACUUGUACUCGGGCUCGCAUCCACAAGGAACCAUAUACACACUGCUGUUGAAAUGGCCGAAGACCUCGUCGGUAACUCUGCGGGCAGAUAUGAAUUCGACGCGCCUUCCCACGUCGUUGAUUUCAAGCAGUUGGCAAAUGAGCCGUGCGACGAUGCAUGGUUCGAUCGUCAGGCCAUUGAUUCAACACAUCAUGCAACUCCUAAACACAUAGCUGCUGUGGGCCCAAUGAGAAUUGCAGUAACAGAUGUUUCUACGGUUGCUAACUCCACAUCUUUUGACAGCGGUGCUGUUCCAAAGAUUAAGGCCAACGAUCAACCACGCAGAGUUUCAACACACAAGAGGAAAGGUUGUUUACCUUCUCGGCCAUCCAAAAAGGCUAAAAAGGCCUUUAACUCUAAUUGUGCUGAGGACAAAGAGGAGACCAGCAGAGACGUUAACAAUGAAGAACAGUAUUGUGUCGGCGAACCCAAAUUGACUUCAGCUGACAGUCUCCGCAAUGAAGAACCCUCCAGAUCAACACAUGUGCUAGGUGGUUGCAGUGUGGCCAGACCUGGGAAGCCUCUAGCAAGUAACAAGAGAGAGGUGAUCAAAGACCCCUAUGUGCCAGUUGCCGAGCAUAUAAUGCAGAUACAGAAGCGAACCCCUCAACGCUUCCGUCAGUUGAGUCUGCAGGAAAGAGCCAAAGGUCCGCCCAAAGCAAAGGCCCAGCGAUUGCGACUCACUCGGCCUCAAUCCCCGAAGUUUGCAACAAGACUGAGGAGCCGACCUACCACAGUUAAAAGCACCGCACAACUGGAGGCCGAAAAUGAGGAGGUUGAACUUAAAAAGUCAAAUUUCAAGGCCCAAGAGCUGAACAAAAAAAUUCUCGAGAGAGGAGCGAGUCUGAAGAAGCCAGUGGUGAAGGAGCCCACUGCACAAGAGGCUUUCACAAUGCACAUUGAAAAGAGACUCCAGGAUAGGCAGGCAACUAAACCCCAAGAUGAGCCACAGCCCACUUUCAAAGCUCAAGAACUGCCCAAGAAGAUCCUGGAUGGAGUUGUGGGAGUGCCAGAAAAGAGAGUGAAGCAGCCAACUGUGGCACACUCGCCAGCCUUCAGCCUUCCCAAGAAAGUUCGUAUUGAUGUAACCACUGAAGAAGUGAAACCUCUCUCCUCAAUCAAGCAUACUCCAGUUCCUCAGUUUGGCACACCAUUUCAGCCUAUGCUUCAGGAUAAGCGACACACAGAGGUGUGUCCUUUCUCGUUUGAGCAGAGGGAGCAAGAGAAGAGGAAACUUAAGGACAUCCAGGAACGAAAGGAAAAGGAGGAGGUUCCAGCAUUCAAGGCUCAGCUGCUGCCACACUUUGACAGGGUCCAUCUCCCUGUAAAGAAAAAGGUUGAACCCACAAAGCCUGAGCCCUUCAGACUUCUGGUUGAUGAACGCGGCACAGUCAAGAGUGACCGCUUAGAGCAAAUGAUGAAAGAGGAGCACAAAAAAAUGAAGGAGGUGGCAACAUUCAAAGCCAGGCCGAACAAAGUCACCCAAAAUCAACCUUUCCAGCCGAAAAAGGAAGAAAGGGCUGCAGUGGUUGUGGAGUCCUUUGAGCUGGCAACUGAGCGGCGUGCCAGAAUCCGCGAUGCGUUUCAGCAGCAACUUUGUGAGAAGGAGGCCGCCUUAGCACUCAGGGAGGAGCAACUUCGGCGGGAGCAGGAGGAGAAGGAGAAAUUGGACAUCGCUGAACUUCGGCACCAACAAGUCCACAAAGCACAACCCAUUCGCAACUACAAGACUUUGGAGGUGAAGAAGAGUGAUGUUGCACUCACCAUCCCCAAGUCUCCAAACCUUUCUGACCGCUUCCGUCUCUAAUCAUGCCUAUAGUUUUUUUUCUUUAUGUAAUGUUCACUCUUGUCGAAAUAAAGUUCGUUUUCCUAGUGACUGCUAGAUAAGUUCUUCUUUAAAGUUAAAUUUACUUCUUAAAUAUAUUUACUGCAAACAUUUCCUGGUGUUUAAAUGCCAUUUGUCCCACAAAUGACAACAUGGCACUUGCAUGUUGGCUUAUUUAAAUGUGAACAGAACCGUCAAUGUUAAACCAUGUACAGUGUACGGGAUUUGUAUUACUGUAUGAUGUAGCCACACUUGGCAAAUGCUUAAGUCUAUUUCAUAGUAUCUUGCCUUUUAAAGUUGAACAGCCAUCUGUCCUAAUGUGCUAUAUAAAAGUCUGUUUUAUAACGUUA
Phyllopteryx taeniolatus (common seadragon) is the source of this 2322-nucleotide messenger RNA. RefSeq names its product TPX2 microtubule nucleation factor (gene tpx2). The transcript is spliced from 15 exons. Gene Ontology annotation, cellular component: microtubule; spindle. Bases 161 to 1954 code for a protein of 597 amino acids. The record is from RefSeq and is a predicted model, not a curated record. NCBI's taxonomy places the organism in Eukaryota, Metazoa, Chordata, Actinopteri, Syngnathiformes, Syngnathidae. Gene Ontology annotation, biological process: activation of protein kinase activity; regulation of mitotic spindle organization.